Messenger RNA from Myotis myotis, 6434 nucleotides. RefSeq names its product prostaglandin E receptor 3 (gene PTGER3). The coding region runs from base 670 to 1842 and encodes 390 amino acids. Lineage: Eukaryota; Metazoa; Chordata; Mammalia; Chiroptera; Vespertilionidae. Gene Ontology annotation, cellular component: plasma membrane. The transcript is spliced from 4 exons. Gene Ontology annotation, molecular function: prostaglandin E receptor activity. The record is from RefSeq and is a predicted model, not a curated record. Gene Ontology annotation, biological process: negative regulation of gastric acid secretion; phospholipase C-activating G protein-coupled receptor signaling pathway; adenylate cyclase-activating G protein-coupled receptor signaling pathway.
GUGGUUCGCCUAGAAUACUUUGGGACGGGUGAGUUACACCUGCCAGGGAUACAAGAGAUCUUCAGGGGGAGGAUCCAGUCCCUGUGGGUGGAGAAGGAGGGCGGGCGCUUUCGGCGCGCCUUGGCAACUAGCCUGGGGCUGGGAAGCCCAGCAAGACAUUUUAGCCCCCUCCACCCUGGACGCUCCUCUGGCAGAGACAGGAGGAAUCGCAGAGCCGGCAGGGCGUCCGGUCCGGCCAGAAGCCGGGAGUUUCGACAGGACGCCCCCUUGGAGGUUUUGUUUUCCCGUCUCCCGCGGCCAGGGUCGCGCUCACUCCGCAGCGGAGAGCCGCGCUCAGUGGCUGCUCCCUGCUCCUCCCACCGCACUUAAGCCCACACCCGCGGGCGCCCCGCCCCCCUCAUCCUUAUAGAAGGGGCGAGGCACCUCGGCGCGCCCGGGAGCUACAGGCUUCCCGGAGCCGACGGCGCGGCUGCCAGCUUGGCCAGAAAGCCCAGGCGCCGCCGCGGCCAAUGUAGCCAAGUGAGGCGGCGGCUGCGCCCGCACCAUGGAAGGCAGCCCCACCCCAGCACCAGCUCGGGUCGCUCCAGACCUCCGCCGCCUCCCGCGCCCCGCCUGCCAGCACCCGCUGCUUUUCUCUGGGCGCCGUCCUACCCUCACCUCGAAGCAGACAUGAAGGGAGCCCGGGGCGACGGGAGCGCCCCUUUCUGCACCCGCCUCAACCACUCCUUCCCGGGCAUGUGGGCGCCCGAGCGCUCCCAGGAAGCGCGGGGCAACCUCACGCGCUCCCCGGAGGCCGGCGAGGACUGCCGCUCGGUGUCCGUGGUGUACCCGAUUACCAUGCUGAUCACCGGCUUCGUGGGCAACGCGCUGGCCAUGCUGCUGGUGUCGCGGAGCUACCGGCGCCGGGAGAGCAAGCGCAAGAAGUCGUUCCUGCUGUGCAUCGGCUGGCUGGCGCUCACGGACAUGGUGGGGCAGCUGCUCACCAGCCCCGUGGUCAUCGUCGUGUACCUGUCCAAGCAGCGCUGGGAGCACCUGGACCCUUCGGGGAGGCUGUGCACUUUCUUUGGUCUGACCAUGACUGUCUUUGGCCUCUCCUCGCUCUUCGUCGCUAGCGCUAUGGCCAUCGAGCGGGCGCUGGCCAUCCGGGCGCCGCACUGGUACUCGAGCCACAUGAAGACGCGUGCCACCCGCUGGGUGCUGCUCGGCGUGUGGCUGGCGGUGCUCGCCUUCGCCCUGUUGCCCGUGCUGGGCGUGGGCCAUUACACCGUCCAGUGGCCCGGGACGUGGUGCUUCAUUAGCACCGGGGGCGGCGGCAACGGAACUAGCUCCCCGCACAACUGGGGCAACCUUUUCUUCGCCUCCACCUUUGCCUUCCUGGGGCUCUCUGCGCUGACCAUCACUUUCGCCUGCAACCUGGCCACCAUUCAGGCCUUGGUAUCCCGCUGCCGGGCCAAGGCCAUGGCAUCGCAGUCCAGCGCCCAGUGGGGUAGGAUCACCACUGAGACGGCCAUCCAGCUCAUGGGGAUCAUGUGCGUGCUGUCGAUCUGUUGGUCACCUUUGCUGAUAAUGAUGUUGAAAAUGAUCUUCAAUCAGACAUCAGUUGAACACUGCAAGACGCACCCAGAAAAGCAGAAGGAAUGCAACUUCUUCUUAAUAGCUGUGCGCCUGGCUUCACUGAACCAGAUCUUGGAUCCCUGGGUCUAUCUGCUGCUAAGAAAGAUCCUUCUUCGGAAGUUUUGCCAGAUCAGGAACCACAAAAACAAGUAUGCGUCCAGCUCCAGCUCCUUACCUCACCAGGGCUCCUCAACAUCGAUGUGGAGUGACCAUUUGGAAAGAUCAUGAAAGAACAAAGAUGGACUUUUUCUUACAAUUCCUGCUUCCCCGAAUUUGUGUUUUUCUUCCCACCUGAGAAUUUUAUAUUUUGAUUUGGAUUGUUUCUUAAUUUUCAUCUUUUUUUACUUUAAUUUUUUUUCUUGUCAGUAAUACCCACUGAGAAUAGGCUUAUUCCUGCCUCACAACGUUAAAUUGACUUCUUGAGCUGGAUUUUGAAUAUGUAUUUAAGAAAUUGGGCAGGAUUACAUAGAUGAUGAUUGGUGAAAAAGUGAAAAAAAAAGAAAAAAACAUCUUCCAGGAGUUUGUCCCCAAUUUCAAACCUUUACCUGAAUUUCGACCCAUGUAAACACCUUUACAUUUUGUGGUUGUUUUGAUUUUACAAUAUGAGUUUGAAAAAUCAGUAUACACUUUUGACAAUGUAAAAUCAACAUAUUGAGGGCAAAAUUCAAUUAGUAGGACAUAAAUUAAAUGAGACAGAAAAGUUGUUAAUUGAAGGCAGGACUAUACUAUGACAAAAGUUAUUUAUGCAAAAUGUGUGAUUAAUGUUUUGGAGUUAUGUCCUUCUGGGUUAAGCUUGGAACUCAAAGUCCCUACGUCAACAUUCUGGUUAUCUGCCACUUAGUGACUCUGGAAUCAAUUUAAUUCUCAUUUCUCUGUCUUUGAAGACUAAAAGGCAUGAUGAAGGGCUCUCUUGAAGUGUCAUAGAAAACAAUAAUGAGGCUAGAUGAUUAACCAUUGAGUAAAAGCAAUAGACAUCCAAGCACAGCCUUCAGUUCACUACUAUUAAUUCAGGAUUUCUUAAAAUUUAUUCUCUGGUAGCAUAAAAGGGGCAAUAUUAAUAAGUAACACAGUUAUCACAUAUCAAAAUUUGUGACUUUUUAUGAAAGGGAGAAACCCAUUUUGUCUGAAUUAUAGAAUUUUAAAAUAUACUUUGCAUCAUAUAAUAUGAUCUUGCCUUCCUAUAUGUUCAACCAGUCUUUUUAUCUCUUGUCUUCCCUCUCCUCUCUUCCUCCUUUCCUUUCCUCUUCUCUUUAAUUUAAUUUAUUGUGUCUCUUCUUUAGGAACUGUGCUAAGUAAGGGCCAUGCUGUCACCUACAAGAACAUUUGGGGAAGAGAUGAUAAUAUAGUAUCAGGAGUCAUGGGAGCCUAUACUAUGACUCCAUCGUCAUUUCUGCCAACUAAAUUAAGCCAAAAAUAGUUGAGUCAUUUCUCUUAAAUAGUUGAACCAGCUGUAAAUUAGUUAUAAACUGCAAUUAUUUUCAUUCAAACCUGUAUUUGAAAUGGCUUUAUAUAACUAUCACAAAUCAGAUGCUGUACACAAUCCCUUGAUUCAGAUUUAACUCAACACAUUUUAUUGAUCAAGUGGAAUUAUCCAAUAAUAAGAAUGCUCAUGCUUCUGUUACAUCUAUCUGUCCAUCAUUUAUCUUUGUGGCUGUCUAGCUGUCAUCUAUUUAUUAUUUUAUUUUUACAAAAGAGGGUAAAGUUUACAGAGGGCUUGUCCAAUGUUGCAUGACUAAUAUACGAAAUCAAAUCCAAGUUCAAGUAUUUUGAUUCCAGGUUGUCCCAAUAGCUCAGCAAGAUGUGAGAUUUGCUACAAUGAUAUUCCAUUUAUAAGACAAUGUGAUGUAGUAAUAUAAGCAUGGGUUUUUGGAAUCAAACUUGGAUUUAAGUCUAGCUGUUCCAUUCACUAGCUCUGUGACCUUGAGAAAGUUAAUUAACCUCAUGCAGUCUCAGUGACUCAAUCUAUAAACCAAAGCUAAUAAUACCUGUGAGAUUACUGUGAUAAUGUAUGUAAAGUGAGUGCAACACAAAAGGUACUCUGUAAGUGCUAACUGUGAUUAAUUCUUUAUCCAGACUUAUCUCCAACUAUAUGAUAUGAGUUCUCAAUUUCAACUAUAAACUGGCUUCUUUACUGUGUGGGUUUAAAUGUCAUGAACAGAAUAAACUUCAGAUCCCUGGCUCUUAUUCUUGUUUAUAAUACCUCAUGAUUAUUUUUGCCCAUGCAAAACCUACUCAUCUCUCACUUGUUCAAAUCUCACCUUGUCCUUCAGCCUUGAAUAAUUUGAGUAUCUUUGUUCUCCUCUUACCGCUAUCCACGACUCUGAAGUCAUAUAGUGCUCAUUUUGAAGAGUAUUGUGUAUUCCGUAAAUAUUUUCACUAUGUAUGUCUUUUUCCUGUGGCAAAAUUGUAUUUAGUGAUGGUCAGGACCCUUUUCUCAGAAUUUCUUUAUAGCUCUCUUAGCACUAGUGCAGUACUUGACACCAAGAAAGAUGCUAUUUAUUUGGUAAAUUCUCAAAAAAAGGAACAACGUAUGUACAAGAUCAGCCAUUGAAAAUUUCAUCAAAUGUGAUAUAAAGCCCUUUGUUUCCAUGUUUCCAACUUGGGCAUUUCCAUAUUAAACUUUCUUGAUUUAAGAAUGCUACAUCCAGGCAGAAUAACCACAGGCAGAUUGAUAUAAUAAUGUUUAUUGAAGCUCUAUAUGUGAAAGUAAUCAAGUAACAAAAUGAUUGGAAACAUUUGAAAGAGAGUGACUAUUUGGUAAAGAUAUUUCUGAAUUAGGAAUGAUCUUUGUCCAAUAAGUUUGAAACCUGACAUAGAGACAGCAUAUGUCAGUAUAAAAUAGUUUCAAUACUUCUUAAUCCACAGAAAAAUAUCCAUUUCAUACUAAUUCACCCAAAAUAAUAAGCUCUAUAACAUCAAAUAUUCUGAAUCAUGAUUCAGUAACACAAUUACUUAUUUUUAACAAAUGCUCUCAUCUUUUUUUUCUUUAUUGUCUUCAGUAAACACAGAUCCUCAUAACUAUAUAAUACAUUAUAGUGAGGAUAGAAUUAAACCUCAAAAUGAAAUUAAUUUCUUCAGAACUCUUUAAAAAAUUACCUGUGAGAAAUGGUGCUUGAUCUAAAUUUUAUUGUAGUUCUAGUAAUUACUGUAAAGCUCUAUGGGAUCCAUAUGUAAAACAAAUAUGCAGUAUUAAGAUGCUUUAUAAGUGGACUGUACAGACCUGGCUCUUGACUACAUAUAAUAUAUAGGUGUAAUUUUGACCUAUGACUUCUACCUUGGAAGAAAUGAACUCCUGCCUACUCCUACCUCCAACUUAUUUCAGAAUCAGUGCUUUAAUUCAGCACCACUGCAACCCAGUGUGAAACAAAACAAACAAAUCCCAGCUGUGCUGCUCCCAAGAGAGGUUUUUCCAGAGUAAUAUGAAGAGGCAUGCCAAGCCAUGCCAAGAUCUUAGACCCAGAGAGAGAUCAAACAAACAACUAACUAACAAAAACGGUAAAAGUUAGGGUUAGAAGAUUGAGCUUCCAUCAGAAGCUAUAUUUGUCCAAAUUCUCUCAAAGAAGGAAGAGAAAAUUAGUUAUUAUCUUUUAUAUGUAAACUAGCGGCCCAGUGCCCCCCCCUGCCAGCCUGGUCACCCCCAACUACCCCCCCGCCAGCCUGGUUGCUCCCAACUGCUCCCCCCAACCAGCCUGGUCGCUCCUUCUGACCCUCCAGCCGACCUGGCAACCCCCACUACCCCCCUGCUGACCUGGUCGCCCCCAACUGCCCCCCACCGCCAGCCUGGUCUCCCCACGCAGCCUGCUGUUCAGUCAUCUGUCUGGUUGUUUUGGUCCUGAUGGCCCCUUGCUUUUCAUAUAUUAGGACUAUAGGCCCAAUGCACGAAAUUCCUGCAAGGGGCUUGGCCCUCACAGUCCCGGCUGCCACCACUCUCUGCGGGGCAAUCAAUUGCGGAGCACCCCCUCCCCCAUUAAUUGCCCUGCAGAGGGUGGGACAACCCUGGCCUCAUGGCCCCGGCUGCCUCAUGGCCCCGGCUGCCUCAAGGCCCCGUAGUCUCGCUCCUCGCCCACUGGUUGUUCUGGAAGGUCAUUCCAGAAGGUUGUUCUGCCAUCUGGUCUAAUUAGCAUAUUAGCUCUUUAUUAUAUAGGAUAUGUAUUAUGUGUCUAGUUAAUAAGUGGACUUUGGUCUGUGAAAUAUAUAAAAAUUUAGACGAAGUUGAAUGUAUCCACAGUUUUACUGGUUAAAAGAAUAACUUUUAAAAAUUAAAUAAAUGAUGAAAUCCAGGUUAUAAGGAACCAUAUAUACUACUUAAGGGAACAAAAUUUAUCAACACCCUCAGUAGUUGGAAGCACAUUCCAAAGGGAUCUGCUAUUAAGAUGAUUUUAAUUAUCGAGGUACCUUAAAGAUCUGUAAAAAAUAUACCUUGGUUGAUAUACUUUGAGGUACUAUGAAUACUAAAAUGUUUAAUUGCUCUGUUUAAAACAUUGUGCUCAUAUUUUCCAUUAAUUCAGGCUUUUUACUGAAUUUUUUUGUUAAUUCAAAUUAUCUCUAGGCUCAUCCCAUGAAUAAAAGUGUUUUUCAUUUCAUUUUUGUCCUAAGGCUUUCUUUUGUUUUUAUUUUCUGAAAUGCUUUUUUAUAUAAAAAUGAUUUGUACAAUGUGUAUUUGAAGAGCUUUGUCACCAUUGUUUUUUAAUACUUAACCAUAUUGUAAGCUCCUUGUGGGCAGGACCCAUGCUUUGUGUAUAUCUUGUACCUGUAGAGUCCAGCACAGUGCUAAGCACAUAGAAAAUGCUCAAUAAAAACUUGAUGGAAAGUGCAAGUGA